AUCAGGUGUAGUUGCUGUUUGAGUGUUUGAUAAUCGAACAUCUGUAAUGGCUGACGACAAUGACUGCCCGUGCUGUAAUCUACCCGAAUGGCUGGAGAUCUUUGUUCGAUUUUUACACUCUGUGUCAAAAUCUAAACUAUUCUGCCACCAAGCCAACCCAAAUCUGUGUCUGUCAGCUCAAAUGGAGCCACUUGUGGUAUGUACGGAGAAUGAAGUGUGCAGACGAGGUCAUCUAUUCUGCAGAGCAGGCUGGAAGCAGUACGUCCAGGAUGUACUGCUGAGGGCUUGGUGGAAGUCAGUGCAAGAGAGACAAAAAAAAAAAAAACACGUCCUGAAUCCAGAGGCACCUUUUUUCGUGAGUGCACUCAGCGAGACAGAUGGACAUCCAGUGGACCUCUAUCCAGUCUCAAACUUGAAUCCAUGGGCACCAGUUUUCCACGGGUAAAUUGUGGCAUCUGUCAGUGUAAAAUGGAUUUUGGAUUCUCCACCCACACUGAAGCAGAGAGGAUGUGGAUGAAUCUCUGUCAUGAGGGAUUUUGGCCACAUUCUCGAGUGCACAUGUGAAAGGAAAGUACUGAC
Messenger RNA from Schistocerca americana (American grasshopper), 579 nucleotides. RefSeq lists its product as uncharacterized. Lineage: Eukaryota; Metazoa; Arthropoda; Insecta; Orthoptera; Acrididae. The record is from RefSeq and is a predicted model, not a curated record. The coding region runs from base 47 to 445 and encodes 132 amino acids. The transcript is spliced from 7 exons.